CACAGUUUGGAUUUCACCUUCAUUCUCUCAUUUCAAUGGCGGCAUCUGAUGAUGAUCAGCUCCAGGCAUUGUGGUGGAUGCUGCUGCUGCUUGUUUUGUUGCAAGGGGGUUGUGCAAAUGGAAAGCCGCUAGUACCUUGUCUCUUUGUUUUCGGGGACUCGAGCUUCGACAAUGGCAACAAUAACAAUCUUCUCACAGAGGCGAAAUCCAAUUAUCCACCAUAUGGGAUUGAUUUCCCCUUGGGGCCUACCGGAAGGUUUUCCAACGGUCGUAAUAGCAUGGAUUUCAUUGCUCAAUUUCUGGGAUUCGACCAUUACAUCCCGCCCUUCGCUAAUGCUAAAGGCCCGGAAAUACUCCAAGGUGUGAACUAUGCAUCUGGUGCAGCGGGAAUUCGCGAUGAAACUGGACAACACCAGGGUGAUCGGAUAAGCAUGAAUAGGCAGUUGAAAAACCACCAAACUACCGUGUCGGAGAUCAACCAGAGGUUGGGAAAUGAUAUAUCAACCACAGUGUACCUAAACAAGUGCUUAUAUUUUGUUUCAAUAGGCCAAAACGACUAUCUUAACAACUACUUCUUGCCCGAGUUCUACCCUACUAGCCGCCUGUACACCCAACUGCAAUAUCCUCUUCUUCUCAUCCAACAACUAUCUCAGCAAUUAAUGAGUUUGUACAACUAUGGGGCAAAGAAAUUUGUGGUUGUCGGACCGAUUGCGUUAGCUAGUACUCCAUUCGAACAUGUUUCAUGUGGACUUAUUGGCUCUCCAUGUUUGGACAACAUCUACAAUGCGGUUGAACUUUUCAAUGAUUUGCUUAAAUCUCUGGUGGAUCAGCUCAACAACAAUGUCAAUCUCGAGUUUUCAACUUUUAUCUUCAUAAACACUAGUGGAUUAUUAAUGUCGAGCAGUUCGGCUCGAGGUUCCAUGGUUACAGAUUUUUCCUGCUGUGAAAUGUGGCCCACUGGGCUGGCCCCGGCCGUGCAAUGCAAGCCUUUUGGAAAAUCAUGCAGUACUCGGAGCGAAUAUAUGUUUUGGGAUGGAGUCCAUCCCACUGAAGCCGCAAAUUUGGCGUAUGCAGAAGGAGCAUACAAUGCUUACUCUCCAAGUCAUGCUUAUCCAUUCAAUAUCAGCCACCUCGCGCAGCUCUAAUGAGCAAGAUGAUAUGUAAAGAGGAUAUAUAUAUUAGGGUUUAUUUUUUAAAUGAAGUUAUUUUUUUUUUUUUUUGGAAUUAUAGUAUGCAUGUUUAUAUUAUUUAUUAUAUACAAGUAGUACUUCAAUUAUAUUCAAUACAGCUUAAUUAGGUGUGUUAAUGAGAGUAUCAUACAGAA
Molecule: messenger RNA, 1324 nt
Organism: Alnus glutinosa
Lineage: Eukaryota; Viridiplantae; Streptophyta; Magnoliopsida; Fagales; Betulaceae
Product: GDSL esterase/lipase At1g29670-like
Exons: 5
Coding region: 36-1145 (369 amino acids)
Molecular function (GO): hydrolase activity, acting on ester bonds
Source: RefSeq, a predicted model, not a curated record